AUGCCCGCCGCCACAUCCGAUUCCGCCACUGAUUCCCCCUCCCCCGCCUCCCUCUCUCCAUUCCUCUCCCCCGCCCAUCCCUCCCCCCACGCCACAUCCCCCCCUUCCCACGGCUCCCCUUCUCCCAUCAAAGCCAAAUUAUCUUCUAAAAACGCAUCAAAGCCGUCCGCUAAACCCGACUCCGCCAAGCCAUCCGCGCAGCCGUCCGCGCAGCCCUCCGCCAAGGCGUCCGCGGGGUCCCCCCGCGAGCGCGCGCGCGCCAGCAGCUCCCUGCACCGCAAGCUGUCGCGCACGAGCAGCGGAGGAGGCGGGGCGGACGUAGGGGAUGGGGGGGGUAGUGCUGUGGGAGUGGGGGGUACUACUGGGGGAGGCGGCACUGGGACAGGCGGUUCUGGUGAAAGCGGUGAUGGGUCGGCUGGGGAUGGGGGCAGCCCGGACCUUUGCUUCGCGAACAGCACUGGUGGUUACCGUAACAGCGGCAGUAUUCAACCCAAUAGUGGUGGUAACCGCAACAGCGGCAGUGGGGUUGCUGAUGCCCCCAUGACCUCACACAAGGCGGAGAAGGUGGAGAAGGCAGAUAAGACAGACAAGUCAGACAGACCAAAGAGCUCUUCAGGAAAGUCAGGGGAUUUGGACAAGUCAACGAAGUCAGACAAGUCAACCAAGGCAGAUAGGCCACAGGAAUCAGGCGAGUCAGCCAGAGGUGAUAAAUCCCGGGCGCUUCUGCGAGCUGCCUCGCAGGGGAGGGAGAUUGACCGAGCGAGACUGGGCUGUAGCAGCCCUGAAGCGAAGCUGGGGGGGAGGAGCCAUACGGAAGGCAGGGAGGAGACGAAGGAGAGGAUGAUGAGAGAGAGGAAGAAGGGAAGGGGGGGGAGUAUAGGCGGGGGUGCUGAUUUGGGGGGAUUCGGCCCUGAAGCGAAGCUGGGGAGAAGGAGCCAUACAGAAGGGAGGGAGGGGAUGGGUGAGAGGGUGAAGGGGAGGAUGAGAGAGAGGAGGGGGAGUGUGAGUGAUGUUGACGGUUUGGGUGGAUUUGGCGGUGAGGCGAGCCUUGGGGGGAGGAGUCAAACGGAGGGGAGGGAUGAGAAUUUUGAGAGGGCGAAGGAGAGGAGGAGGGAGAAAGAGAGAGAGAGGGAGAAAGGAGGCGUGCAGGGUGUUGGGUCACCCGGACAUCCCAAGCAGAAGCACCGACCUCCGAUGAGUUCUGCCCAUACCCACGAGCAUGUCCCUCCACAUGAGCAUGAACUUCAAACUCAUCAGCAGCAGCAGUCGGGACAUCAGCAGGCUGAGGUCAAGAGUGGUGAUCAAGAACAGGAGGAGGGGCAGGAUGCGCCUCCCUCAAAUGCGCCUUCCUCAGAUGCACCCUGCAAGGACUGGUCCCGCAGCAUCAGCCUGGCCCAUACUCUUAGCAACCCCCAUAGCAACCCAGCUCCUUCCCAUGCCUCUGCUUCUCACUCCGCUGAGGCUGCUGCUUCUGCUGCUGAUGCUGCUGAUGGUGAUGACGAUGGUGAUGGUGCCGAUUCUGGCUUCACCUGUUUCGAUCCUUCCUUUGACGGCAUGCUUGCUUCUCAUGCUGCCGAUUCUUCCAGCUUCGGGGAUCGGUCGGACCUUGCUUCCGAACCUCUCUCCAGCUUCCGGCUCGGCCCUGCUGACCCAGACCUUGCGAGCCCCAGGUUUGGUCCGGUGAAGAAAAAGGAGCGUUUCUCCGGAGCUGGGCAGCAGGUUCGGCAGGAUGACUCGGAGUUGGGUAGCUCAGAGUCUCUUAGCAUGCAGCGGCAGCAGGAGGAAGAGGAGAAACUCGUGCGGGGAAGCAUGGGCGAAGGUCCUGGUAGAGAGGGAGUUAGAGCGGUUGGAGGGGGUGCAGGGGGUGACGCUGGGGUGCAGGGCAAGGGAGGGGAGGCGGAUCGCAACAGGAGCCCUCUGAGGAGGUUUCUCGGCGCCUUGUCUCUUGAUAUAUCCGCUGCCGACGUGCCUGUUGUUGCUGCUGCCCCUGCCGCAUUUGGCGGCCUUUAUGCUAGUGGAUUCCCUGCUGCUAGCGCUUUACCCACUAGCAUUGUUUCAAAAGCAGAGGGUCGCAAGCAGGCAAUUCUGGGAGAGGGGUCGGGAGGAGGGGGUGGAGGGAAGAAGGGAGGCACGUGGAAGCCAAGGCUUCCAGACGUAAAGGAGGUGGAGCAGCCGAACAAGACCCUAGCGGGUUCAUUGUCGUUCCAUGCGGACAGGCGUAGGGCUUUGUCUGAUCAGCUUUCUUUGUGGAUCAAGUGA
Closterium sp. NIES-65 is the source of this 2259-nucleotide messenger RNA. Lineage: Eukaryota; Viridiplantae; Streptophyta; Zygnematophyceae; Desmidiales; Closteriaceae. The record is from the annotation of a GenBank genome assembly.